Molecule: messenger RNA, 3552 nt
Organism: Thalassophryne amazonica
Lineage: Eukaryota; Metazoa; Chordata; Actinopteri; Batrachoidiformes; Batrachoididae
Product: transcriptional repressor CTCF-like
Biological process (GO): regulation of gene expression
Cellular component (GO): nucleus
Source: RefSeq, a predicted model, not a curated record
GGGGCGCCAUUUUGUGCUGGGCCUGCUCUUCCAAAGCGGGAGAAAAUUAAGAGGCUGGCGCGAAGCAGUUAACCGCUUCCACGGCGGAGCUAGACGAAGGAGACCAGCGCGUCGAGCUUCCAGCCGAAUAUAAGGGAGGAAAGAACUGGGCGAGAGUUUCUGGUUGGCCCUUUGCCAUGGAGGGCGAGGUUGUUUCCAUGGAAAGUGUCCAGGCUGCUGCCCUGGCUCCUGAUGGAAAGGUCUUGUCAGAGGGUGAAGAAGCCUUGAUGCAAGCAGCAGCCAUCACACCACAAGGGGAGGUUGCUGGUAACAUGGAGAUGAUGGUGAUGGAUGCUCUUGAUCCAACUCUGCUGCAAAUGAAGACUGAAGUGUUGGAAGGUGGCGGCACAGUGACUGUUACUGGUGGAGAAGAGGGUCAAAUCAUCACCCUCCAGGUAGUGAACAUGGAGGAGCAAACAGGUGCUGCAUUAGGUCUUGGGCAGCUUCAGUUGGUGCAAGUACCAGUUACCACAACAACUGUUGAAGGGCUUCAGGCCACGUAUGUUGAUGCUUCAACAGCAAACAAAGAUGGUGAGCCAGUCAUCUGUCACACUCUACCAUUGCCUGAGGGAUUCCAGGUGGUGAAAGUGGGUGCUAAUGGAGAAGUAGAGACUGUAGAGCAGGAGGAGCUCCAGGCAGCCCAUGAGGAGCUUCAAGUGACAGGGGUGGAAGAGGAGGAAGAAGAAGCAGUAGAUGAGGAACCUGUUGAGCCCCAACAAGAAGAACCUCAAUGGGCAAAGGAUCCAGACUAUCAGCCUGUUGCUGCUGUCCGUAAGGGAAAGAAAGGAAAGAAGAACCGCCUGCGUUAUGCAGAGGGUGAUCGGGACAUGGAUGUUUCUGUGUAUGACUUUGAGGAGGAGCAGCAAGAGGGGUUGUUGUCAGAGGUGAAUGCUGAGAAAGUAGUGGGCAACAUGAAGCCACCUAAGCCCACAAAGAUCAAGAAGAAAGGGGUAAAGAAGACUUUCCAGUGUGAGCUGUGCAGCUACACGUGCCCACGGCGCUCCAACCUGGACCGACAUAUGAAGAGUCACACAGAUGAAAGACCACAUAAAUGUCACCUGUGUGGAAGGGCCUUCAGAACAGUCACACUGCUGAGGAACCACCUUAACACACACACAGGCACACGCCCACACAAAUGCUCAGAUUGUGACAUGGCAUUUGUGACCAGUGGUGAGUUAGUGCGUCACCGCCGCUACAAACAUACGCAUGAGAAACCCUUCAAGUGCUCCAUGUGUGACUAUUCUAGUGUGGAGGUGAGCAAAUUGAAAAGGCACAUCCGCUCUCAUACAGGGGAGCGCCCUUUCCAGUGCAGUUUGUGCAGCUAUGCCAGCAGAGACACGUAUAAGCUCAAGAGACACAUGAGGACACAUUCAGGUGAAAAGCCUUAUGAGUGCUACAUCUGCCACGCUCGUUUUACACAGAGUGGCACCAUGAAAAUGCACAUCCUGCAGAAACAUACAGAGAAUGUCCCAAGUUUUCAACUGCCACACUGUGAUACUGUCAUUGCACGCAAGAGUGACUUGGGUGUGCAUUUGCGGAAGCAGCACUCAUUUAUUGAGACGGGAAAGAAAUGUCGCUACUGUGAUGCUGUGUUUCAUGAACGUUAUGCUCUGAUCCAACACCAGAAGACUCAUAAAAAUGAGAAACGUUUCAAGUGUGACCAGUGUGACUACUGCUGCAGACAGGAACGCCACAUGAUAAUGCACAAACGCACACACACGGGGGAGAAGCCGUUUGGCUGCAGCCAGUGUGAAAAAACAUUCAGACAGAAGCAGCUUCUGGAUAUGCACUUCAGGCGCUAUCACGAUCCUAAUUAUGUGCCCACAGCCUUCGUCUGCAUUAAAUGUAGCAAGACAUUCACUCGCAGGAACACCAUGUUGCGUCACGCUGAAAACUGUACAGGUGAAGUCAUUGGAGAAGAAAAUGGCACCCCGUCCAAGAGAGGUCGCCGUGGCAGAAAGAGGAAGAUGCAGAGCAGGAGGGAUGGUGAAGAUGAUGAUGAUGAUGAUGAUGAUGUCACAGAGGGAGAAAUGGAUGAAAUAGAAGAGGAUGAAGAGAUGCUAAGUGAGCUGGAGGUGGAACAGGCCCCACCAGUUGUUCCUAUUCCAGCCCCAGUGGAGCCACCACUCAAGAGAAAACGUGGCCGACCUCCAAAGAACAAACCAGAGACGGCUGCCAUCAUCCGUGUGGAGGAUGAGGCCACUGGAGAGGUGGAUGACAUCAUUGUGAAGAAGGAAAUUGUAACUGAACAAGCUGACCAGGAGCAGGGCGGCAAUGAGGACGCCACAGAGGUGGUGAUGGUUGGCGGGGAAGAGUCAGCCAUCCAGAUGGAGGAGUUAUCUCAAACAGAGGAGACGACACAGGUGGUGCAGCUGUCUGAGGCUGCUCCAAAUGGAGACCUCACCCCUGAAAUGAUCCUCAGCAUGAUGGACCGGUGAUGGAUGUGAGGGUCCGACCUGUGCAGAUACAGUCCCACAGACCCUUAUUCACAUCUUCAUUUUAUUCCUGGCAUUUAUGAUUACUUGCAUCCUGCACAGGAACAUCACUGUUGUAAUUUAAGAUUCUCUUUUUAAUCGUGUUAUUUUUGAUUAAAAAGAUUUUAACAUGGAUUUGUCAACCAAAAGAGAAAAAAAAAAAAGAAUCUCAGUACUUGUCUGAGCUUGGUUUGCUGUAAUUACCAGCAGCAUCGUUUAGCUUUCUUGUGAUUACUCGUAAAUAACACCUGCAUCAUGUUUGUACUGGCAAAAUCUUUGGCUGUAAUUUUUUGGGGUGGGGGUUGAUAUUUCUAAUUUUAAAGUAUUUUGACUUUAAAACCUGACCCUCCACUUCUGUUUGCAGAUUUUAUUUUCUAUUUUUUUAUAUAUACAUGCUAGUAAAUUGUUGCUCUUAAAAGAAGAUUAAGAUGGCUUGUGGAUUUUUGUCUUCGUCAACAUGCAAAAAAAUAAAAAUCAGUGAUCUGUAUGCUGAGGUUUUGUACCUCUGUGUAAACAGAAACCUGCCCUUUAAACAAAAUAUUAAAAUUUUGUAAAAUGUCUUUCUGGAGUUAGAGAUUUGUGUGGGGGGGACUAAUACAACAAAGAUUCAUAGUUGCUGUAAUGUUACAUAUUUCCUGGGAAGGACACAAAGCAAUUUUAUGGAAGCAAAUGAUGCUGAUGUUAGUUGCAGUCACUUAAACACAAGAAAUAUUAAAUAUUUUGAAUAUUUUUUUGCUUUGUUUUUUGUGGUUAGUAAAGUCAUUUAAGCCUAUUCUAGUUUUAAGAGAUUUUAGACUGCUUAUGCAUCUUUUUCUUGCAAGUGUAACACCCUUAGAAUCCACAUACAAUAUGAUCAACAUUGUGACUAAGUGCAAAGGAAGAAAGCUGUUUUUCUUCCAUUGUGUAGCCAUUCCACUUUGGGUUAUUUUUUUUCCUUUUAUACCAUUGGCAAUGCUACAUACAAGCUCGAAUGACAUUUUACUGGCUUGUGUGUCAGAUACAGAUGUAUGACUGUACAACCAAUAAAAGAAAAAGUAGA